GGAAAGACAGAGAGAAACAGGACAGUGAGGAUGGAGGAUGUUGGUCAUGAACUCGCUCUCUUUUUCUCUCUGAUGGAAGGAUUUUUGGUCUCCAGAAGCUAAUCCUCAAGAUUUUGUCGAGUGGUGCAGACGUCCCGGUUUCAGAGCCGCUGAGUCUGAACACACACGCAACAGGAAGUCCUGCUAAUGCGAAGAACACGCGAGAGAUGUAAUUCCACUCGGAGAAGCUUCUCGAAUCCACAGAGGACCUGUGAAGACAAAGGAGAUACAAUAUGUGUACACGAGUCGUCUGUGUGUGAAACAAAAAACAAAGAAAGGACAAACAGGAGACAGUAGAGUAAUUAAUUCACCUGAGGAGACAAAAAGAAAGAAAAACAAUGUUUAACUAAACUGAAAUCAACAUUUGGUGGUGAAGUCCCAAAACGGAUAUUUACCUUCUGGAAUAAGUUUAAUACACACUCUUCACACUUGGAAUACAGGAAGGUCAUGACCCAGAUGCCAUGCGGAUCACCACGGUGACCGGCCUUCCUAACCCCGCCCCCUUCUUUUUCCUAUUGGCCCAGCUGCUGUUUUGGCUCCUCCUCCUGGGCCAAGACAUCGCAGGAGCCACGUCGACCUGCCCGACACCUUGCAGCUGCUCCAAUCAAGCGAGCCGAGUGAUCUGUACGAGACGAAACCUGGACGAGGUUCCAGAAAAUAUAUCCAAUAACACGCGAUACCUCAACUUACAGGAGAACUCGAUACAGGUGAUAAGAUCAGAUACCUUCAAGCACUUGCGACAUUUGGAGAUCCUCCAGCUUUCCAAGAACCAGAUUCGUCAGAUUGAAGUUGGUGCGUUCAAUGGCCUCCCGAACCUCAAUACUUUGGAACUGUUUGAUAACCGUCUCACGCUGGUGCCAUCGCAAGCGUUCGAAUAUCUCAGCAAGCUUCGGGAGCUCUGGCUUCGAAACAACCCCAUCGAGACUCUGCCAGGCUAUGCCUUCCACCGCGUGCCCUCACUUCGCCGUCUCGAUCUGGGUGAGCUAAAAAAGCUGGACUACAUUUCAGACGCUGCCUUUGUUGGUCUUGUCAAUCUGCGCUACCUGAACCUGGGCAUGUGCGGUCUGAAGGACAUCCCCAACCUGACACCUCUGAUCCGGCUGGAGGAGCUGGAGCUCUCUGGAAACAGGCUGGAAAUCAUAAGACCUGGAUCAUUCCAAGGCCUGGAGUCUUUGCGCAAACUAUGGCUUAUGCACUCCCAGAUGUCUGUCAUUGAACGCAAUGCCUUUGAUGACCUCAAGAGUCUGGAAGAGUUGAAUCUAUCCCACAAUUCCUUGCACUCGCUGCCCCAUGACCUCUUCACCCCAUUGCAGAAGCUGGAGAGAGUGCACCUCAACCACAAUCCCUGGGUAUGUAAUUGUGAUGUGCUAUGGCUUAGCUGGUGGCUGAAAGAAACUGUACCAAGUAACACAACUUGCUGUGCCCGGUGCCAUGCACCGCCCUACCUGAAGGGCAAAUACAUUGGAGAGCUGGACCAAAGCCACUUCACGUGCUACGCCCCUGUUAUCGUCGAGCCUCCCACUGACCUCAAUGUGACUGAAGGCAUGGCUGCUGAACUCAAGUGCCGUACUGGAACCUCCAUGACGUCUGUAAACUGGAUUACACCCAAUGGAACCCUGAUGACCCAUGGGUCAUACCGCGUCCGAAUCUCUGUGCUACAUGAUGGAACUCUGAAUUUCACAAAUGUCACCUUGCGCGACACUGGUCAGUACACCUGCAUGGUGACCAACUCAGCUGGCAACACCACAGCGACGGCCGUCCUGAAUGUCACCGCAGCAGACACCAGUGUCAAUUACACCUAUUUUACUACCGUCACUGUUGAAACUGUAGAAUCCACAGGUGAAGAGGAUUCAGCCCUACGUUCGAUCAAUGAGACCAUUAUCCACAUCCCUGGUCCUACACCUUCUGGACGUCUCUGGCCUGAUGCCAUCCCAACAACAGCUUCCUCUCUGUCGGUUUUUGGAUCCUCAUCUUCUCCCCGAGCAACCAAACCCACAUUUACUGUCUCAGUCUCUGAGCCGAGCUACCCCACUGGGCUGGAUGACGUAAUGAAGACUACCAAGAUCAUCAUUGGCUGCUUUGUGGCUAUCACCUUCAUGGCAGCUGUCAUGCUUGUGGUCUUCUACAAGCUGAGGAAGCAGCACCAGUUGCACAAGCACCACGGUCCAGUGAGAGCCAUCGAGAUUAUCAAUGUGGAGGAUGAGAUCGGAGCCAGCGCUAGUGUCCGAGGAAGCGGGAUCUCUGGUGGUUCCACCAUGCCCCAGGCCGGAUCCAGUGGAGGAAGCCAGAGCCUGAGGCUGCAUCACCCGGAGAUUGUCAACCUGCCCAACCUGGCUCGGACGGACCACCUUAACCACUACUACAAGCCCCACCACUUCAACAACAACAUGAUGAGUUUGGGGCUCUCUGGAAGCUCUGGGAUCGGCCUCAACAACAACAACAACCCUUGUUCCCAGGCCCAACCCACGCCGAUCUCCUGUUCCCAGGUGCCCGUCUCAGUGAGCUCCAUUCCAUCCUCAAUGCCCCUGCCUACCCUUGGCAUCCAUGGAUCACUCAAAGGCCUAAUGGGUAAAGGGCAGAACCCUCAAAUCGAGCCUUUACUCUUUAAGAGUGGCUCCAAGGAGAAUGUUCAAGAGACUCAGAUCUGAGAAAGAGAGAGUGAGAGAGUGUGUGAGAGUAAGGGGAUAGAGAGAUAAAACAAGGGAGGGAAAAAUAGGAAGAUGGCAUGAGGGAGACAGAAACAGAUGAAGUGUACUGGCUGUUCAGCCCCCGUGGGUUUGUUGUUCUCAGGAGUAACGAGCGAGGUAGACCCAGCAUUGUAUGACAUAUUACCUACACAAGAAAAAGACGUUGCUGUGAAUCACUACACUGCAAUGCCAGAGACAGAGAGGGAGGGAGAAAAAGAAAGAAAGACAGAUGCCGCAGCAUUUAGAUUAAUGCUUACCGAACCAACGCUCACUCCGAUCAAUGUCAAAGUGACCAUCAGCAGAGCAAAUGCACUCACACGUCGUUCAAUAAGGUAUCAAUUUAAUACACGAUUAGUAAUUAUGUGCCAAACUUGCACAGAUACGUGCCAAAGCAAAAUCUUUGUGCAUCAGCAUUGCGAAGUAUAUCCACAGAUGCUAUCUCACUGAAAAGUUUAAGAACAAUAUAUCAGACAUGUCAGUGUGCAUCGUUACAGCUAAGAUGCUGUAAGAAAAUAACUCCACACACAGUAUGCAGUAAAUGAGACGUUUAUAAAUUCGAGAGCAAAAUUUUUAUAUAUGUAUAUCGAACAUACAGAUGUGUUCUGAAUAUGUAUAUACAACACAAGCAGCUGAAAGUAUUAUAUUGUGGGUGUAGGAGUGCCAAGAAAAGAAAACAAUAGGUCAUGAUUAUAAUUUGUUAGGUGUAGAGGUUUGCAGUAGCAUUCAGGGUCGAUGGAUUAGACAGACCAGCACUGUGUCGAGGGCUUGUGUUUUGUUCUGAUGGACUCUGCCAUAUUCUCGCUUUCUCUGUCUUUUUAACACCUCGAGGUGGAAGGAAGAGAAAGAGAGAGCAUUCUUUUGUUUCUUUUUCUUUUCUUUUUAUUUGAAGGAACCUAAAGGGCAAAAGACAAUUAUCUAAAAAUCUGAAAACAAAAAAUGAAACUGUGAAACUACACAUGAUAUAUAAAUAUAUUUUCAUUCAGAGAAAUAAAUUAUGAAGAAUCUUUAAUUUUUUUUUUGUUUUCUGACCGAAAGCCACGUCUUUGGAGGGAUCAAGCGGCUGCACUUUGCCGACCUUUAGUGUGCUCACAAACGGCCGAAAGGGCCAAACGUUGGGAUUUUUCUGGAGAUCCUGGAGUUUCUGUUUUGACUCAUUUUUAGUCCCUGAAACCCCUUUUCCCUUUUCUUGUUGCAUUUUACUAACAGGGUUAUUGGUAACGUGUCAUGUUUUGUUCAUCCUUACAGUGAAAUUUAUCCCAGAUUCUUGUUGCAGUAUGAACAUUUUAGCAUUACGAUGUUGAAUUAAAUUGAAUUGUACGGAUUGAGGGGGGGAAAUAAAAUCACCAACACCAACAAACUAUGCUAACCACAAUGAUAACACAGUAAUAGGUAAUGUAACUAAAAGCAAAAUGUGAAUUUUUAUCUAAAUGCUGCUAUACACAGAGAGAAAUAGAGAAAGAAAGAGGGAAAAGUUAAAUUAUAUGAUGAUUUGUCCCUCUAUAUUAAAGACGUGAAUACAAUUUUAUGGCUAUUACAUGUAUUAUAAUAAUUAAAAUUAUAAUUAUAAAAAUGCCUAUAUGUCAGCUUUUUUUAUUUUUUAUUUUAAUUCCAGUUCCUUUUGUAUCCAGAGGUGAUGUUUGUAUUUCAUUGUGCUAGACGUGAUUGUCACCACAGCGGAUUAAAUUUUUAUCCCUAGCGGAAUAAAAACAAAAAACAAAAAAAUGACACCAACUUCAGCAAACAUCAAAACAUCAAAAUAGAAAAAAAAAACACGAAGGGCCUCUGAUUGAGGCCUCUUUUCGACUCUGUUUUCUACAACCUCAACCAGGAGCCUGAAUAUAUUUUUCCCCUUGUGUGACUGAACAGAAAGCCAGGCUCUGGCGUUAACGUUAACGUUAACAGUGCAAAUACAGUGGAUUAUAACCUCGUCCUCGGACAUGGACUCGGACACGUUCUUGGACAAAGACUUUUAACGCCUAAUGACUCUUACAGAAAAAAGGUAAGAGACUGAAAUAGAAUCUGGAAAGAUUUUUUUUUAAAAAUGGAACAAGGACAAAUAUCUGAGAAAAUAUAGAAAUAUAGAGCUCUUUUAAAAGAAAACAGACCUAUUAUGAUAAUAAGUGUCUUUCAUUAUUUGUUUUUAUCUAGUUUCAUUUUUUUCUUUAUUUUUUUUUAAAGAUCAAGUGUUAUCUUAAUUGUAAUAUUGUUAUUGUUAUUAUGAUUAGCAAACUCGUUAUUCUGAGAAAUAUUCUGUUUAGCGGAAUUAAAAAGAAAUAUGGCACACAAAACAUGGGAAACAUAAUGAAACCUGGUGGUGUUUGAUUUUAUUUAUUAUUAUUAUUAUUAUUUAUUUUGGGCUUGCGGUGUAUUAUGUGUACUGCUGCUCAGAGGGACAAGAUGGUGGACAGAAAGAGUCCUGUUCUCAGAAUGACACCUAUUAGCGGUGCUGAGAAGCGCUGCUGCGCCGUGUCAGCAUCCUGUUGCCAUGGCAACGCGCCUUCGAUAUAAUUGAGCUGAACCGCAUCAAAGCUGCUGUGCCAUCUUUGCUGGUCCAUUUGCUGGUGUAUCUGAAGAUACUUCAACCUGAAACACACAGACACACACACACACACACACACACACACCCUCGCUCUGGCUCCGGCAUCUCCACUCAUUCCCACGGCGAGGUUUCCCUGGCAACUGUUGCCGCUGCGACGGUCACCAACGCUGUGUUCAGGUCUCUGAUGCAAAUGUGAGGACAGAAAAUGUUUCUCGAAGGUGUAACACACACACACACACACACACACACAGGUGUGUUUUUUAUGCAUGACACACACCAGUUCAUUGACAUUCAUGAAUCUCACACAGCCAUAACUAACACAGCACUGAUCUUCCAUAUGCACUGGUGUGAAGGAGGAUUAUUUCUGCAAUGUGAUUUAUGUGUGUGUGCUUGUGUAAAGAUUUUCCGAUUUGUCCUGGUGCAGCCGUCUAAAUCUAAAUAUUUAUGAUCCAAUUCAGAACAGCGUGUUAUGUUGUGUCAGUAAAAUUCUAUAGCACGGGCACAUGUUUUUUCUUUUAUUUAAAUUUCGCAUAUUAAUUAGUAAUCAUGCGAGAAAUCAGGUUUACUUUGCUAUAUGCUUUAUGUCUCUCUCUCUCUCUCUCUCUCUCUCUCCCCCGUUUCUUGAUGAAGGAGGCGUGGCCUGUAUGGCUGUCAGUGCUAUUGACGGAUACAUGGCCUCUGUGUGUAUCCCAGUGAAGGAGGUGUGGCCUUUGUGCAUGCUUGUUGAAAUAAUAAGGCAUGGCCUGUAUGUCUGUUAGUGCUACUGAAGGAGGCGUAGCUUCUGUAUGUCCCAAUGAAGGAGGUUUGGCCUCUGUGUGAGUCCCAGUGAAGGAGGUGUGGCCUCUCUAGCAAUCUGUGAUAUAGAAGGAGGUGUGGCCUCUGUAGCAAUCAAUACUAUUGAAGGAGGUGUGGCAUUUGUGUGAGUACCCAGUGGAGGAGGCGUGGCCUCUGUAGCAAUCAAUAUUAUUGAAGGAGGUGUGGCAUUUGUGUGAGUACCCAGUGGAGGAGGUGUGUCCUCUGUGUAUGUGAAGGAGGUGUGGCUUCUGAGUCUGUCAGUCCUACAGAAGGAGGUGUGGCUUCACACUUGUUAAGGCUAAAACAGUUCUAAAUGGUAUAGUAUUUAUUUUGUUAGUGAUACACAUCAGAGGUAGAGGCUGUGUGUGUGUGUGUGUGUGUGUGUGUACAAGUCAUUCUCUAUGAAGCUUUGUAAUGCCUUCAUAAACUGUAAGCUGUCUCCUUCUAUCUGCCUCGUAGCACUGCAGUGUCUGAGUCAGAGAGAGGAAAACACACCACACAGCGCCAGCGGUCCUCAGCUCUCCUAUAAACACACACACACACACACACACACACAUAUUCCAGCUCCAUCUUCAGUGAGCAGAGCCCCAGAUUGCUUGAGGCUGAUGAGGGAUUGUGCAAAGAGCUGCACAGAAUACAGUGCUGCUGCUGCGAGUCCAGCUAACCUCCAUUCUUCUGUGUGUGUGUGUGUGUGUGUGUGUGUCUGCGAGCAGCAGAGCCCUGUGAUAUUCAAGGUCCUAAAAAUCUGUCUUCUGUUUUGAAAUUUUGUGUUUCAGUAAACUUGAUGUUGGUAAAGUUGCGGCUUUACUCUGAAAUUGGAGACUCCUUCCUUAAUUUUAUUUAAGAAAUAGUUAAAAAAAACUCCUUCCAGAAAACUUCUCCAUAUCAAAGACCAUGUUUUAAUCUGUUUAUGUGGAGCGUCUGUGAAUGAUCUGUUACUAUAGAAAUGAUAACGUACCAGAACAAGUGGAUUACUAGUGCAGCUGCACUACUGUCAACACCUGACCAAUCACAAUCCAAAAUUCAGCAGUGUUAUGGUGUGUGUGUGUGUGUGUGUGUGUUUGAAUCCUGGAUUGUGGGUGUCCAUGUGUGAAGUAUUUCAGAAUGUGAGUUUUUUUGCUUUUCUUGUCUUUGCUGCAUUCACCUGUCAAACAGAGAGAGAGAAAGAGAGAGAGAGAGAGAGAGAGUGUGUGUGUGUGUGUAUGUGUGUGUGCGCAAGUGUAAAGUGUUUCUGCUUCAGUCUGCGUGCCCGAGUGUGUUUUUCUGCGUGUCAAGAAGAAGCCGGAGAAUGUGAGGAGUGGAGGAGCCGACCGUCCAUUUUAAACCCAACAGUUUCUGCAGUAUUGCGGAUGAUUAUUCCUUAUGGGGCGUGUUCCAAAUCACAUCCUGUUCACUAUAGAGUGCUCUAUUUUAGGAGU
Molecule: messenger RNA, 7478 nt
Organism: Pangasianodon hypophthalmus (striped catfish)
Lineage: Eukaryota; Metazoa; Chordata; Actinopteri; Siluriformes; Pangasiidae
Gene: lrrc4ba
Product: leucine rich repeat containing 4Ba
Exons: 4
Coding region: 501-2687 (728 amino acids)
Cellular component (GO): plasma membrane
Molecular function (GO): protein binding
Source: RefSeq, a predicted model, not a curated record